Musca vetustissima is the source of this 2007-nucleotide messenger RNA. RefSeq names its product protein bric-a-brac 2 (gene bab2). Gene Ontology annotation, biological process: regulation of transcription by RNA polymerase II. The annotation marks the transcript as partial. Lineage: Eukaryota; Metazoa; Arthropoda; Insecta; Diptera; Muscidae. The record is from RefSeq and is a predicted model, not a curated record. Gene Ontology annotation, molecular function: protein binding. Gene Ontology annotation, cellular component: nucleus. The transcript has a single exon.
AUGGAUUUGACAAAGGAUAUUUUAGAUUUUACCCUAAAAGUGGAGCGCAACGAAAUGGAAACGGGUGAGGAACCCAAAUCUAUGAUGCCAGUGGCAAAUGAUUUUCAAGAUUUCAAAGAAUCGAUUACAUAUCCUCGAGAAGAGGAAGCCACACCAACAGUAAGUGAUAACAAAUUAACUACAACAAAAGAAAGUGAAACCGAUACCACAGCAUCGUCUACAAUGAAAGCCCCUUCCGAAGUAGCGGCAAAACCCACCACACCUCAGCUAAUCGAGAGAGUGGCCAAUCCAUUGGAGAGCGGCAUUAAACCCUUGAUGGCUGGUGGUGAUAUCUCCCCGCCACCCAGGCCAUUGACCUCCAGUGAGGUUGUGGGUUUUACAAAUGUCUUAGAAGAUCCCGAAAUGCAAUUGGAUGCCUCGGUGGCUCUGAACAAAUCGCGAUCCUUGCCAGCCUCACCAAAUCACCUGACCACAAGCCAUCUAACAGAGUUGUUUGGUUUUGCAGCCAUGAAAGGUUUGGAGGCGCCCAUUAAAUUACCCGAUCCCUUAGAGGAGAGGCUACUCAGCAAUCUAAUGCCGAAAGUAUUGGCCAAUAAAACGGCACCCACCAAAGCCGUACCCGAGCCCGGACGCAACAACCAACAAUUCUGCCUGCGUUGGAAUAACUAUCAAAGUAACCUGACAAAUGUUUUUGAUGAGCUGCUGCAAAAUGAAUCCUUUGUCGAUGUGACCCUGGCAUGUGAGGGCCAUUCGAUUAAGGCCCAUAAAAUGAUUUUGUCCGCCUGUUCACCCUAUUUUCAGGCUCUGUUCUAUGACAACCCUUGCCAACACCCGAUAAUUAUUAUGCGUGAUGUACGAUGGCAGGAGCUGAAGGCGUUGAUGGAAUUCAUGUACAAGGGUGAGAUAAACGUCAGUCAGGAUCAAAUAAAUCCUUUGUUGAAAGUGGCCGAAAUGUUGAAAAUCCGUGGCCUGGCAGAGGUGAGCAGUGGCCAAGCGGCUGGACCACAACUGUUGGCAGGGCACAGUAGGCCAAUGUAUCAGGAGGAUGAUAAUGAUGAUGAAGAAGAGGAGGAUCAUGACACAGAUCAGGAUAUGUCCCCCCAUGCCAAGCGACCAAGAAUACAAAUAGCCCCGAAAAUAGCAGCAACAACAACUGCAGCAGCAACACAAAAUCCUGCAGAGCAAAGAAUUCGCAAACGUUCUAGGGAUGGUUUCUUUGUGGAUGAGGGACGUGUCACACCUAAGAUGGGGGAAAAUAAUAACAAUAAUAACACAAGGGUCCACUCUCCCCCGCCCCAGUUGAGGGAAAAAGAACAUUGCCCGAGAAAUCCAGGCGCCAAUACCACCUCUACAAUUGUCCGCAAUCCUUUUGCUUCCCCCAAUCCCAUGGCCAGCUCAACACCAAUAGAAACUACAACAGCCUUAAAUUCAAACUCCACACCCCUGACAUCAUCAUCUGCCACAAGUUCGCAAACAAAUUCCGCUCAAAAUUCGUCCUCCGCCAAUGCAACAUCUUCCACAAAUCCCAUGGCCUUAAAUUAUCGUCCGGAACGUAGCUGUUCACCGCCCCUGAUGACACCACCUCAGCAGGUGCCUAGCCGUUCGGCAAGUGUAGGUGGUGGUGGUAAUAUAGCAACACCCUCAUCUUUGCCUUCACCCUCAAGUAAUGCCUCCAAUGGACCAGCCCAGGCACCACCACAACCUCCGCCCAUUUCAAUACAUCCCCAUCCGGCAGCAGCUGCAGUGGCCGCUGCAGCCUUGGCCAAUCCUCAUCAUCCGCAUCAUCAUGCCGCCGCCGCGGCCCAGCAAUUGGCCGCCCAACAUCAACAGUUGCAGGCCGCGGCCCAUUCGCAUGCCAUGGCCAGUGCUUUGGGUGCUUCACUGGCAGCAGCAGCGGCGGGAGCUUCAACGACGGCAAGUAAUCCGGCGGGUGCCAGUUCUUCUUCGCAUCACGAUGAUAUGGAAAUAAAACCGGAAAUUGCCGAAAUGAUACGGGAAGAGGAGAGG